AUUUUCUGGAAUGCAGGAUGUCAGAUGGUUGCCCUGAACUUCCAGACACCAGACAUCAACAUGCAGUUGAACCAGGGCAAGUUUGAGUACAAUGGAAAUUGCGGGUAUUUGCUGAAACCAGACUUCAUGCGCCGACCUGACCGAACAUUUGACCCAUUUUCUGAAAGUCCUGUUGAUGGUGUUAUAGCGGCUCACUGCUCAGUUCAG
Molecule: messenger RNA, 207 nt
Organism: Candidula unifasciata
Lineage: Eukaryota; Metazoa; Mollusca; Gastropoda; Stylommatophora; Geomitridae
Source: the annotation of a GenBank genome assembly